Anarrhichthys ocellatus (wolf-eel) is the source of this 4363-nucleotide messenger RNA. It is a transcript of the gene exoc6b, whose product is annotated as exocyst complex component 6B. The transcript has 24 exons. Gene Ontology annotation, biological process: intracellular protein transport; exocytosis; Golgi to plasma membrane transport. Gene Ontology annotation, cellular component: exocyst; membrane. The record is from RefSeq and is a predicted model, not a curated record. Lineage: Eukaryota; Metazoa; Chordata; Actinopteri; Perciformes; Anarhichadidae. Bases 99 to 2561 code for a protein of 820 amino acids.
UGACGCACUGGAGCCCGUCAAGUCCGCCAGGCAGCAGUGUCCGCCUCGACUCAACAAGCUCAGCUCAAGGAACCGUCCGGGGAGCAGCAACAUGCAGGAUGGCGAGUGUGGAGACAGCCGCCGAACACGAACGCAUCCUGCGGGAGAUCGAGAGCACUGACACCAACUGUAUCGGGCCGACCCUCCGGUCGGUGUACGAUGGUCAGGAGCAUGGCCUCUUCAUGGAGAAGCUGGACGUGCGGAUCAGGAACCACGACCGCGACAUCGAGAAGAUGUGCAACCACCACUUCCAGGGGUUCGUCGACUCCAUCACGGAGCUGCUCAAAGUACGGGGGGAGGCGCAGAAGCUGAAGAGUCAGGUGACUGAGACCAACAGGCGUCUUCAGGGUGACGGCAAAGAGCUCAUGAGCGCUAUGGAGGAGCUGCAAAAGUGUCGAGUGCAGCAGAGAAACAUCGCCUCCACCAUCGACAAGCUGUCGCACUGCUUACCAGUCCUGGAGAUGUACAGCAGACUUCAGGAGCAGAUGAGAACCAAAAGGUACUACCCGGCGCUGCGGACGUUGGAGCAGCUGGAGCACACGUGUCUUCCGCGGGCCGGUCAGUACCGGUUCUGCUCCAUUAUGGCGGAAAACAUCCCCAAGCUGAGGACGCAGAUCCGGGACACGGCGAUGACGCAGCUGAGAGACUUCCUGGAGAGCAUCCGGAAACACUCGGACAAGAUAGGAGAGACCGCCAUCAGACAGGCCCAGCUGCAGCGCUCGUUGGACACACAGCCGAGGACCCUGAUUGGCCGACGCGGCAGGAAGGAGGCGGCGGCGGCGGGAGGAGGGGCGGGGACGGACAGCGGCGUGGCGGGCGGCAGUCCAGUGUCGGAACAGGACUCUGGCAUUCUGGAUGUGGAGGAUGAAGAGGACGAUGAAGUCCCAGGAGCUCAGGACUUGGUGGAUUUCUCCCCGGUUUACCGCUGUCUGCAUAUCUACACUGUGCUGGGUUUGCGUGAUGUGUUUGAGAACUACUACAGAAAGCAGAGGAGGAAACAGGCUCGCCUUGUGCUGCAGCCCCACUCUAACAUGCAUGAAACUCUGGAGGGAUACAGGCGCUACUUCAAUCAGAUUGUCGGCUUCUUCGUGGUGGAGGACCACGUCCUUCACACCACGCAGGGUUUGGUCAACAGAGCGUACGUGGAGGAGCUGUGGGAGUUGGCGCUGUCCAAACUCAUCGCCGCCCUGAGGACGCACUCUUCGUACUGUGACAACCCGGACCUGGUGCUGGACCUGAAGAACCUCAUUGUGCUUUUUGCUGACACACUGCAGGGUUACGGUUUCCCCGUGUCGCAGCUGUUCGACAUGCUGCUGGAGAUGAGGGAGCAGUACGGGGAGAUCCUGCUCAAGAGAUGGAACGUCACCUUCAGGCAGGUGUUGGACCAGGAUAACUUCAGUCCGAUCCCAGUCUCAACAGAAGAUGAGUACAAACACUACACUUCCCAGUUUCCCAUGGAGGACCCCGAACUGGACAAGCUUCCCUUCCCCAAGAAGCUUCCCUUCUCCGAGUUUGUGCCAAAAGUCUACUGCCAGCUCAAAGAGUUCAUCUACGCCUGUCUGAAAUACUCCGAAGACCUGCACCUCAGCUCCACGGAGGUAGACGACAUGAUCCGCAAGUCGACAAAUCUGUUGUUGACCAGAACCCUCAGCCACUGCCUGCACUACGCCAUUAAGAAGAAGAAUGUCGGGCUGGCAGAGUUGGUGCAGGUGAUCAUAAACACCACCCACCUGGAGCAGAGCUGCCACUUCCUGGAGGAGUUCAUAUCAAACAUCACAAAUGUCCCGCCCGACUCGGCGAACGCUACCAAGCUGUACGGGACCUCCACCUUCAAGGACGCUCGCCACGCGGCCGAGGCCGAGAUCUACACCAACCUCAAUGCCAAGAUCGACCAGUUCCUGCAGCUGGCCGACUACGAUUGGAUGGCGGCGGUGCCGGGAGGCGGGACUCUGGAAGCCAGCGACUACCUGAUCGACCUGAUCGCUUUCCUGAAGAGCACCUUCAGUGUGUUCACCAACCUGCCUGGAUCGCCGGUAGAACACGCUACCUUACCGGGUAAAGUGGCCCAGACAGCCUGCAUGUCUGCCUGUAAACACAUCUCCACCUCCCUGACGCAGCUCCCGCUCGACCCGGAGGUCAGACAGAUCUCCAUGGGAGCUCUGCACCAGCUCAACACUGACGUCAAGGAGUGCGAGGGUUUUGCCAGAGCCGGCCCGGUCGCAGGCUUCCAGGGUGACACGUUGCUUCUGGCCUUCAGUGACUUGAGACAAUUACUGGAACUGUUCACACAGUGGGAUUGGUCGACCUACCUGGCUGAUUACGGCAAACCCACCUGCAAAUACCUGAGAGUCAACCCACAGACUGCUCUGGCCCUGCUGGAGAAGUUGUUUAAGCCGAUGAGGGAGACGAGCCGGAAGAACAACGUCUUCGCCCAGUUCAGGAAGACGGACAGAGACAGACAGAAACUCAUCGACACCAUCAUCAAACAGCUACGCAACCUCAUCGCACAGCACCACACCUAGAGCGAGCCACCCCAUUGGCCAGCGGGCUUGAAUUCAACCAUCCAUCCUGAUGAAAAGCACGACGUCAUCCAUAUGUUCAACCAUUCGCUCAUCUAUGCACCUUAACUUCGCCGGACUCGACCGAACCUCCUCCGACCGCAGCCGGUUCCUUUCACCUGCAACAAGAUCAUUGGAAAACAAGGUCAUUCUGUUUAAUUUCAUUGGUUAAUUAAAGCCACUCCUUCCAGAAUAACGUAGUUAAAUCCCUAUUGAAACUCUUGCUGUACUUAUUGACAUAUUUGUAGACGUACAAGGUGGGAACUGGGUGCGAGAAUUUAUUCUUUGUACUGUACGCUUCCUGUUUCCUUGUCCUAAACUCAAACUGGCUGGUUCAGCGGCCUCUCCUCAUCCCCUUUAUGUUUUUUCCCAGUGCAGAGAACCUUUAAUGUCGUCCACAUUGCUCUCUCUCACUGCGGCACAAUGACAGAACGUGUUGAAUGUACUUCAGAGCGUUUUAAUGCUGCAGCCAGAAAAGCACUGAAAUCGAGAUCAAGUCCGGAAACAAAGCUAAACGAUAUUGGUGGUAAAUGAACAGAAUGUUCUUCAAGUAUUGUCUAAAAAAGGGGGAUAUACACGCAACAUGGCAACCAUUUCCCUCUUAAUAUACAACCUGCGUACACUUGAAUGGGCAACAGUCAUCCCCCUUCUUAACGCCUGAAAGCACAGUGAGUGCUUGGGAUUUAAAAGGGGGGAUGUUGUCCAAACAUGGCAACCAAUUUGCUCCGCUUUCAGUAAAACUUGAUCGAGGUUGUUGCCUGAGCAUUUCCUACUCUACCAUGUAUAAAUAACUGGGUCUUAAGGAGUGGGAUAAUGCCCCAAUCUGGCAACCGCUACAAAGGCUAUAGUUUUGUUUUCCUGGUCGACCAGAAAAAGACAAAUUUCUAUAGAAAUCAUCGCCAAGCACACACGCGCUUCCACGUCUUCCAUACAAACAAAUGCCGAGCUGUGUGUGUGUGUGUAGUAUGUCUACUUGUACACACAGGUUUGUUUCACUGAAGCACAAAAUUACAUUUACACUAGAUUAUAUAUAUUUUUUAGCUAAUAUUGUUGUUUGCUUUUUUCUUUUCUUGAAUGGGGGCAAUAACAGCGGUUUAUAAAAGGGAUUCAAACCGACCGUGUGUGUGUUAGAAGGGAACGCAAGUCUUUCAAUGAGCAGCCAUGUUUGUUUUACUGCGCGAGGAUCGCGUCAUGUGACUUUCUUUAUCUUUAUCUCCAUCCAUCCUUAGCUGUGUAUUAUUUGUAGGUGUCUUGUAAGGGAACGGUGUCGUCGUUAUUGAAUGUGCCUUUGCUGUAUUUUGCGUUUUAUUUUGUAUUAUUUUCGUGCCAAUGAAGCAGCAACGCUGUGGUGUUUGGAGUCUGGACACUCAAAGUCCACUCGCUUGCUUUUCUUACAGAGCUGUCGACCACAUCUCAGUCUGUUUGUUACACAGAUUAUAAUGUUUACGCUGUUAUCUGCAGAAACAAUUAUUCUCAGACCUGGAUGAUGAACAAAGGGAAAACUGAGCACACGUAACCAAUAAAAUACAUAUAUGGUUAGUUGUAAACCGGAUCCACUUCUCCAACGCUGUGUUCCAGAGUCCUCGCACUGCAGCUGUUGCUCCUUUGUUUUGUAUUUUGUGAGCAGAGAUCUUUACUGAGACAGAAGCACUGUUGUACACGCUGUUGUAUUAAACCACUAACCAAUGAAAUUAAAGUCAAAAUACUAAUUAAGUUGCAAAAAAUGGCAACAGACAAAUAUGGAAUAAAAGAAAAACUGUUGAGAA